AUGAAUCUGCACAACCCAACCCAAGUCUCCGACGAAGAAGCAAACCUCUUCGCCAUGCAGCUAGCCAACGCUUCUGUUCUCCCUAUGGUGCUCAAAGCAGCCCUUGAGCUUGACCUCCUUGAGAUCAUGGCGAGAGCAGGGCCUGGCGUAUUCGUUUCUCCGGCGGACUUAGCUUCGCAGCUACUGACCAAUAACCCUGACGCCCCCGUUAUGCUGGAUCGCAUGCUGCACCUCCUGGCUAGCUACUCCAUCCUCACUUACUCCCUCCGCACGCUUCACGACAGCAAUGUCGAGCAGUUGUACGGCCUCGGCCCCGUCUGCAAGUUCUUGACAAAGAACGAGGAUGGUGUUUCCAUUGCCCCUCUCUGCCUCAUGAAUCAGGACAAGGUCCUUAUGGAGAGCUGA
Messenger RNA from Malus domestica (apple), 405 nucleotides. Its product is annotated as caffeic acid 3-O-methyltransferase-like. The record is from RefSeq and is a predicted model, not a curated record. Gene Ontology annotation, biological process: methylation. Lineage: Eukaryota; Viridiplantae; Streptophyta; Magnoliopsida; Rosales; Rosaceae. Gene Ontology annotation, molecular function: S-adenosylmethionine-dependent methyltransferase activity; protein dimerization activity; O-methyltransferase activity.